Messenger RNA from Symbiodinium necroappetens, 1292 nucleotides. The record is from the annotation of a GenBank genome assembly. Lineage: Eukaryota; Dinophyceae; Suessiales; Symbiodiniaceae.
AUGCUCAAGAAAACCUGCAGCAGUGUCGGUAGAAGUUCUUCUUUGCGCCGCUUCGCCAGGCCGGCUGUUGCAGCCAUGGGUGCCUUCUGCGCCAAGCCAGAGAUCGAUACCAUUUAUGAAACGGAUACUGGCGCAGCUCCGUACCGCAGCAACUUUCAAGACAACAUCAUGCUUCUCAGCGACUCCUACAAGACCUCCCACUGGCGCCAGUACCCUCCAGGCACCACGGAGGUCUACUCGUACUUUGAGUCCCGCGGCGGGAAGUAUGACGAGGUGGUGUUCUUCGGGCUGCAGUACUUCCUCAAGCGAUACCUGCAGGGCAAGGUUGUCACUCGCGAGCGGAUUGACGCUGCAGAGAAGGUUGUGAAUGCCCACAUGGGCCUUGGUGAGAUGAAGCACUUUAACCGCGAGGGAUGGGAAUAUAUCUUGCAACAGCAUGACGGCAAGCUCCCGAUUGUCAUCAAGGCCGCGCCCGAAGGAAUGGUGGUCCCUGUCAAGAACGUGCUGAUGACUGUCGUAAACACUGAUCCAAAGUGCUUCUGGCUCACCAAUUACCUGGAGACAUUGCUGGUUCAGGUUUGGUAUCCGAUGACGGUGGCAACGCAGUCCCGUGCGCAGAAGAAAGUCAUUAUGGAUUCCCUCAUCAAGACCGGCACGGACCUGCCCAACAUGCCGAACAAGCUCCCUGCGCCCUUGAAGAUGAUCACUGUGGGCUACCAGCUCAACGACUUCGGCUGCCGAGGCGUUUCUUCCAUGGAGACGGCAGGGAUCGGAGGUGCAGCUCACUUGGUCAACUUCUGCGGCAGCGACACCAUGCCAGGUUUGUGCACGGCCAUCGAUUACUACAAGUUGCCGCUGGAAGCUUGUGCCGGCACCUCCGUGCCAGCUGCAGAGCACUCCACCAUCACAAGCUGGACCAAAGCAGGCGAGAAGGACGCCUUCGAGAACAUGUUGAAGCAGUAUCCGGAGGGCAUUGUUGCCGUCGUCUCGGAUUCCUACGAUAUCUACAAUGCGUGCGAAAAGCUCUGGGGCACCGAGCUGAAAGAUCUCAUCGCUUCCCGAGCUCCACCCACUGGCAAGCUGGUCGUGCGACCUGACUCAGGCGAUCCCAAGACCAUCGUCGUGGAGGUUCUGGAGCGACUUUCGAAGCACUUCCCGGUCACCACCAACUCAGCUGGGUUCAAGGUGCUGCCUCCCUACAUCCGCGUCAUCCAGGGUGACGGUAUUUCCUACGAGUCGCUGAAAGAGAUCCUGGCAAACAUUGAAGCCACAUGGCAGCAGUGGCGUGCAAU